CAGUGAGCAGAGUGCAACACACUGGACAAUCACCCUCAAAACUGACCUGUGGCGCACACUUUAUACGUCAUCACUAAAGACCUUUCUUGUCCCUCGUGUCAUAACAUGGUCGUCUCUGUACCUACUAUGCCAAUGACACAUACUAUGUGCUAGUUGAAUUGAAAAAAGUGUGAAUUGAGGAUUUCUUCGCCGAAACAAUGCCUCGCUACGAACUGGCCCUGAUCUUGAAGGCGAUGCAGCGGCCGGAGACAGUGACUGCUCUCCGGCGGACUGUGGAGACUUUAAUGGAGCGGGGCGCGGUGGUGAGGGACCUGGAGAACCUGGGAGAUAGACUGCUGCCUUACGUGAUGACAAAACACAAUCAGAGGCACCAUAGAGGGACUUACUUUCUGGUCGAUUUCUACGCAGCCCCCAGCAUCCUUCCAGGUUUAAUGGAUCACCUACACCGUGAUGUGGACGUGGUUAGGCCCACUGUGCUGAAGAAGGACGUCCGUGUUCCCAGCAACUGCUGUGGACCCAAACAGUGAUCAAAUGUUUUCACAGCUCAUAUAUCCAGAAGAUGUACAGUGCGAUGCUUCCCUCUUUGACGUUUUCAGUAGUUGUUGGCCUACAUUUGGAUGUUAUGUCAUAAUAAACUGCUUUUUUUUUCUA
Molecule: messenger RNA, 651 nt
Organism: Scatophagus argus
Lineage: Eukaryota; Metazoa; Chordata; Actinopteri; Scatophagidae
Gene: mrps6
Product: mitochondrial ribosomal protein S6
Exons: 3
Coding region: 198-527 (109 amino acids)
Biological process (GO): translation
Cellular component (GO): mitochondrial small ribosomal subunit; ribosome
Molecular function (GO): small ribosomal subunit rRNA binding; structural constituent of ribosome
Source: RefSeq, a predicted model, not a curated record